ACUACUGGGUACCUAAAGUAGGCGCGACUGUGGGGCGCCUGUAUGUAUGCGACAUCACCGACUAACACUGAAGAUCCCCACCCCUGUGAGCCCGCGGGUUGUCGCGACGGGGCCAAAAGCAGCCGUUUCCGGGGGUUCCCUGCCCUGGCUUAUUCCUUGUCUUUCUAAAUCCUUACCCACGACAAGCCACCCCAACGUGACGGUUCUUCAGUUGCACAUCGUCGCGACUACGACACGGACACACCAUAUAUACAUUCAUUUUAGAGGAUUUUUCAUUUUUAUCAUUCCUUUAUUGCAUCUGAACAAUAACAACGAAAUUAUCCUAUUUCCACCCCAACCACAUAAGGAGUAUUUUCAAAAAAAAGAAAAUAUGUGUGACAAUAUAUUUUGACAUUAUUUCAGUUUCGCUAAAUGCUGAUAAAUUGUGAUAAAGUGCGUUAAAAAAAAUUAAGAUUUGCCUCAAUAUACAUAAUAUAGUGAUGAAUCAUUGACAAAGUUGAGGAAUUUUUAGACGCAUCUUGGGGAACUCUUCCAAAACUGAAAUCUGAUCUUUCUGCAACGCGUGGAUGAAAGGCUCUCGCAGGUAUCCCCCCUUGAAGAACACUCAUAUAUAUAUAUAUAUAUAUAUAUAUACUUAACGACAGAAAUAAGACCAUUCAGGUUUUUGGAGCUCCUUCUUAUUAUUAUACUUGAGAAGUGUUUGUGUAUGUGUAUAUGUGCGUCAAUUCUCAAAAAAAAGGAUCCUCCAAAUGUAGAAUUGGAGUCUUGUCAUGUUUUCGGAUUCAAUCAACAUAAAUAUAAUUUUUGACAAGAUUAUAUGUCAAUCAUAAUACAUAUAAUUCACAGAUUGAAUUUUAACUGAAUUGGAAAAUAUUUGUAAAAACUUUCCAUUUUUUAAACAAAUAUAAAAAUAAAGCAGUAAUAGUGUCAAUAUAAAAUCUAGAAGAAUUAAAAAAAAAAAAAAUUCUGUACCUGAUUACAACGAAACCAAUCAAUCAACGAAGAAAAAAAGGUUUUGAAAUACGUGACAACAUUAUAUUGAGCACUGCAAUCAUUUAUAUAUAAAGAACGCGACGGAUCCGAGACAGUGAACAAACAAUUCCAGUAGACUUAUUUCGAAGGGUUGGCAAGUUGCCGUCGCUUGCCAAAAAAAAAUUCGCAAAUCUCGCCGUCGCUUAGGGAAUUGUUAAACACUCUCUUUCAUCAAACAAAAUUUCUUCAAGAAAUGAAAAUUUAUGAAAAUACUUAAAUAUUUUUUUUUUGUUUUGCGGAUAAAAACAAACUUAUGUGUCCGUGUGUAAAUUGUUUUUUUCUAAUAUGAACCAAACUAAUACUUCGGAUAGUAAAAUCAUUUAGUGACUAUAAUCUUCUAAACAAUAAAACCUUAUUUAUUAAUUUUGAAUUUAUUCUAUAUAUAGUUUAAAAUGAAGUUUCAAUUAAGUUUGCUGCGGAAAUAGCUUUCCGCAUGAAGAAAAAGAAAUUUAAUUAUAAUUUUCAUGAAAAGAGGAUGUUAAUUUAAAUCAAUCACGAUUCAUCCAAAAAUAACGAAAAUGCCGCAGCGAUCGCCAUUCGCGAUCCAGGAGCUGCUUGGCCUAAAUGGUACGGGGAAUGGUAGCGGUGCUGAUCGUGGAUCACCUCAGGGUUCACCACCGGCAGGAGUGUCGGCUGUAUCCUAUGCACCGGCAGCGCCACAUCAUAAAUUAUGGGACUAUAUGCCAUCCCUGACAAAUCAUUUGGGCAAUUUGGGCAAUCUUGGAAACUUGGGCAAUUUAACGGCAUCGCGAAUGGCCUAUUUGAAUGCUCAAGCAGCCGUCGCUGCGGCUAUUUUUCCACCACCUCAUCCCCAUCCAGCUCAUCAUGUUGCUCAUCAUCAGAUACAUCAGCCUAGCCAACUUCCGUCUCCUGGUGUCAAUGUGCAUCCGGCUACCCAUGCGCAACAUGUACUUCCGGGCACUGCCGUGUCCGCCAAUCAUCAUCAGCUUAGUCCCAGUCAGCAUACACCUCCUCACGGAUUAGUGCACAGUAUUGAUACGGGUAAAGAUUUUACGGUAGACGGCCUUACGGGAUUCAGUAAAAAGAAGAAAAAGAAGCGUCGUCAUAGGACGAUCUUCACGUCCCAGCAGUUGGAGGCGUUGGAAGCUGCCUUCAAGGAGGCCCAUUAUCCCGAUGUCUAUGCCCGAGAGAUGCUCAGCCUCAGAACCGACUUACCGGAAGAUAGGAUACAGGUAAGAGGACGAGUGUGGUUUCAAAAUCGAAGGGCGAAAUGGCGAAAAACGGAGAAAUGUUGGGGUAGGAGUACCAUAAUGGCCGAGUAUGGUCUUUAUGGGGCAAUGGUGAGACAUUCGCUACCGUUGCCGGAAACUAUUCUAAAAAGUGCCAAGGAAAACGAGUCAGUUGCACCAUGGCUUCUAGCGCAACAUUCUAAGUCAAGCAGCUUUAGUCAAGAUUUCGAAAAUAAUCAACGUGAACUGAUUGACUGUGGCCCUGUAGGGAUGCAUCGAAAGUCCAUUGAGGCGGCGGAGCAUCUGAAAUCGGGUGGCGAGGACAGCGGAAAUGACCAUCCUGAAAGCGGAAGCAGUCCUCACCACAACCAUCACCAGGGAGGGCCUACUAGUUCCGAGAGUGGACAGGAGAGUCAAGACGGCAUGGGUCCAUCAUCAUCCUCGGGUGGAGUUCAGGAUACAGAGCAGCUUAGAAAUGAAAGCAUCGCGUGUCUAAGAGCGAAAGCUCAACAACAUCAGUUGCAGUUAAGUUUGCAACCGGCGUCAGCGCCAGGAAGUACUUCGUAUCAAACUACAGCACAACCUAGCACGCUUCACGCCUCUGUGUAAAGAAAUUAAAAAUUUCUAUUUAAAAGUGAAUAUCUUAACUUCUUGCUUAAUAGAAUAACUUGUAAACAAUUAUGUUUUAUCAAAUUAAGCAAGACGUUAAAGAACUAGAUGCCUAAAAGGAAAAAAAGAAAUACAUUAAAAGUGCAAAAAGCGUUAAACGCAACGUGAAGAAAGCAUUUUAUUCUCAAAAAUUUAGUAAAAUUUCCGAACAAGAAAAGUCAUUAAACACUAUCGAUAAAAGUAUUAAUAUACUCUCAUAUAAUGACUAUUAUAUAUAUAUAUAAAUUUUUCCCCGAGCGAUUCGAUUGUUGAAUGCGUAUAAUGUGUAAAUUUCUCACAAAAAAUUAAAUUAAAAAAAAAAAAAUUGUAAGUAGACGGUUGGUGCUGGUUCACAAAAACCAAAUUUUUGAAUUCAAUAUUAAAAAAAAAAAAUUUUUUCUCUUCGAAUCAGAAAAUAAUUUUAAAAAUAAUCCUAUUUCAUAUUUUAUACGCAAUGAAAAACAUAAAGUGGACAAUUUGUUUUUUAAUUAGAAAAUUUUUUUAACUAUAGAAAAAUAAUUUGGCAGCCUUACAGGAAUUAUUUUCGUAUCAUUGCGCAAAAUAUAAACAGGUGUGGUAAUAAUCGAAUUUUGGAAAGUAAAGAAAUAAGUCUAAUCGACAGCAACGAAAUGAAAACUCAGUGUAUAUAUCUGAGACGAAAAAAAAUACUGAAAUGCAUCGACAAUUGUAAAAUUGAAAAAUAAAUCGGAUCAAAGAUUGAAGAUAACUUCGGUAUUCCGAAUAUCUAUAUGUUAAUAGCUGACUUACACGUGUAAAAAAAAAGAACUGCGUAUAGUUUUUAUCUAUGAAAACGUGGCAGUAAGUAGUUAUUCGUUAAUAAAAUACAAAAAAUUCUCGGUGUCGCAAAUCGAAAGGAAUUUCUUUAAAUACAAAAAAAAAAUUUAUAAAUGAAGCACAACGAGUAAUAUUUAAACUGAGAAUACAAUUGAACGAUAUAGACAAUUUUUUUAUAAACAUAUAGUAUCAAUUACAAAUAAAAAUUUAAUCAAAGAUUCUACAUAAAAUAUUUAGUUUUUUUUUUUUAAUUUGUAGUUUUAUUUUUUUAAGUUUACAAAUUUUGAACACUUUUGCAUGACUUUAAAAAGUUUGUAUGAAUAAGUGGGAUAUAAUAAUUGACAAAUAAAAAUCAUUUGUUGAAAUAAAACAGUUUUUUUUAAAUUUUCAAAGUCAAAUUACAGGAUUAUUCGCACUGGAAUAAAAUAAAUAUUCUUUUAUUGUAAAAAUAUUUUUAAUCUUUAGAAAUUUUAAUUAAAAAUAUUUAUUUAUCUAAUUAUUUAAAUUGAUUAAUCAAAUGGACAUUUCUAAUCUAAAUUAUUUAAACAAUAAAAUUAAAAUAAAAAAAUAUUAUUUUUCUACAAUUAAUAAUUUUUUUAAAUUAUUUUAUAAAUAAUUAAAUUUUAUAAUAAAUUAACCAUGUAAAUAUGUUUAAAAAUUAUUUUGUUUUAAUUUAAUUUAAAAUUUGAAAGAUUAUUCUAUCUGUACAAAAAAUUAUCAUGUUAAUUUUACGUGGCUUUUAGCUUAAAUAGACGCAGCUUUGUCCAUUUUUCCACUCCAUUUGCAAACCGAGAAUUGUGUAAUUUGGAGUCAUGCAAAAGUGCUCAAUUCGUAAAUCGAAUUACAUUUUCCAUUCGCUUUUUGCAACGAGUCAUGGAUAAAAGCAAAUAUCGACUUCAGUAACUUCAAUGAUAACUCGCAACGAAAAACCAGACGUCAGAUUUAAGCAGGAAAAAAAACGAAAAUUUAAAUAAAAGAGAAAACCUAAAAGAUACUCAAGCUCACAUCGAAAAAAAAGAAAAAAAGAUAAUUCAAAGGUACCUAUUGUGCAACUUUCAACGAAACUGUCGAAGCUUGUAAAGGAUAGCGGUAAUGGCAAGUGAAAAUGAGAUGCUGAAACAAAGUAAAUAUGAAUAAAUCCGUGCGAGGUGCGAGAGGAAAUAAUUUGUGAAUGAAUGUAUGUGCGCGCGCGACUAUUUGAGGGAAUGAGAGAAAGAGAAAAAAAUAAAUGAAGCGAAAAAAAUGAAAGAGAGAAAGAAAGAAAGCGCGACAAUUGAAAUGAAUUUUUAACAAACUUCCUAUACCCGAGUACUUAAAGAAACGUAACUGUUGUCAAAUGUGCAAUAUAUCAACAUAAGUUUUAGAUUCAUAAGGCAUUAUACUUUAUAAAAAUACGAAGGUGGAUUAAUAGGAUAAUGACGCUCCUCGGAAAUUGCGAUAUUUUUUUCGAAUUUCUAUCGUACAAACAAAACAAAAAAAUGUGAAUUUACAAUUUUUACAUUCAAAUUACACUGAAAGAAAAUAAUGAACAAAUUUUUUUUUUGGAAAAAUAUUUUAUGAUUUAAAACAUAGAUAUGAAAGUUAAGAAAAAUUUUUCUAUAAGAAAAUUCUAAACUUUAAUAUCAAAUUUAUAAAAAAAAUUUGGAAAAAAUAUUUUAAGUAUUACUAAAUAAUUAUAAUUUCAUUGUAGCUUUUAAUAAGUUUUUCUAAAGUUUAGAAUUUUUCAAAAUAAAAAUUACGUUUUUUAGCACAUUUUUUCUAAAUUAUCAAAAAAAAAAACAUAAGAAUUUAUAACAUUUUCUUUUUAAUAAAAAAGAAAUUGUUCUUAUUUUCUAAAUUUCAAAAUUACAAAAAUUGCGUAUUUAUGAUAUAAAAAAAAAUUAAAUUGUGCAAAGAAAGAUCUCUAUAGUUAAUAUGAAAAAUAUGAAUAAAAAUAAUUAGCAAUAUAAUCGUGCUAUGGAGGUUGCAUAAUAUAUUUUAAAUGUAAUGUACAUCCGAAAAGCAUCGAAUCCUUUUCCUCUCCACUGUAUAUAAAUAUUAUAAAUACGAUUAUAUAUAUAUAUAUAUAAAUAUAAAUCCGAUAUAUGUGGUCGCGUCGCGUUCGGUCGAUCGAAUUCUUUCUGCGAUUUUUUCCAUUUUGUCUUAAAAAAAAAAAAAAAAAAAAAAACUGACGCUUUCAUCGAAUAUGAAAUUGUCAGUGUCAUAAUUGUGAUAAAUAUACUUUUUCUAUUUUGUGAGAAAAACAUGAAAAAAAAAAAUUAUAUAAUUAAUUAUUCUUUUUCGUGUGUGGAAUAUAUAAGGAUGUGCAAGAGAUCUGUAUUUUAUAAGAGAAUGAUAUUCGAACGCCUCGACGCGAACAGGCUCUAGAUUAUACAUAAAAUAUAAUGUAUAACGCGCUAUUACUUAAAAAGAAACUAAACACGAAAAAUAACAACCUCAUAUGUUCUCUAGAACUAACGAAAAAAAUAAAAUAAAAUAAACAAAAAACAAGACAAAAGCACUUUAGAUCUCGUUCAGGAUUCCGAACGCCCCGAACGCAUGCAGUAGUCGGCUAGUGUAUUUAAAAAAUAAA
Leptopilina boulardi is the source of this 6237-nucleotide messenger RNA. Its product is annotated as visual system homeobox 2-like. Gene Ontology annotation, biological process: regulation of transcription by RNA polymerase II. Gene Ontology annotation, cellular component: nucleus. The transcript is spliced from 6 exons. Gene Ontology annotation, molecular function: DNA-binding transcription factor activity, RNA polymerase II-specific; sequence-specific double-stranded DNA binding. Bases 1551 to 2831 code for a protein of 426 amino acids. The record is from RefSeq and is a predicted model, not a curated record. Lineage: Eukaryota; Metazoa; Arthropoda; Insecta; Hymenoptera; Figitidae.